This is a messenger RNA of Talaromyces stipitatus ATCC 10500, 630 nucleotides long. RefSeq lists its product as uncharacterized. Bases 1 to 630 code for a protein of 209 amino acids. The transcript is spliced from 4 exons. Lineage: Eukaryota; Fungi; Ascomycota; Eurotiomycetes; Eurotiales; Trichocomaceae. The record is from RefSeq and is a predicted model, not a curated record.
AUGAUAGGUCUAUACGAAGGUAGAUAUAAUAUGGACGAAGUUUACGAAGCUGUUGGCCAGGAUGAUCAUUUUGGAGUCAGUGUCUUGAAGAUGGUGGUUCAGAUUCUUUCUGAUCGUUUGCCUUUCUUGGAACGGGCAAGUAAAAAGGGUAAUUCCAUCUUAUUGAACCUGGGAGAGAUCCGUAUGGUACAGCGUCCACUGUUGGAGCCAUCUGGGAAGCAGACUACCCUGCUGAACCGAAGAUGCCUCUUGUGUGGACAAAUCUGCUGCGAGGAAGAGGCACCUGUUGAAGAAGUUAACCGGGAAGAAGAGCCACUAAUUGGCAAAGCUGACGGUGAAGAUGACCCUUUUCAAGACGAAGAAGAUCCUGUUGUGAAAGACCCUGCGGAAGAACCUACCUUGGAAGAAGAGGUUCUUGCUGAACCUGUCUCUGACAACGCUCUUCUUGAGGAGGGACUUGUGUAUGAAGAAGAGGUCUCUGCUGCGGAGGCUCCUUCGGAAGAAGUUGUCCUUGAAGAAGAGGUACCCGCUGAAGCACCUAAAUAUGAAGACACCGAGAAGUCUGACGAAAUUGUCCAGCUCCGUCUAGUCAACGCUUCAGUUGCAGACUUAUGGUUAUAUACAGGCUAG